This is a messenger RNA of Sesamum indicum (sesame), 1995 nucleotides long. Its product is annotated as proline-rich receptor-like protein kinase PERK3. Gene Ontology annotation, biological process: protein phosphorylation. NCBI's taxonomy places the organism in Eukaryota, Viridiplantae, Streptophyta, Magnoliopsida, Lamiales, Pedaliaceae. Gene Ontology annotation, molecular function: ATP binding; protein kinase activity. The record is from RefSeq and is a predicted model, not a curated record.
ACCAAAUACCCAAUAGAGAGUGACAUCCUCAACAGCCAGAAGCAUGUUUUUAUUCUAGGAUUGUUUUUCCUAAGGAGAAAAGAAUGUGGGACUCUACAUUUUGCAGAGUGGACAGCAGAGUGGGGUACCAUGCAAAGCUUGUGAGUUGUCCAGCAAUAGAGAUUGGCAGCAUUUCUCUUUACUUAGUAUCUGUUUCCCAAGUUGAUGCCUGAGAUCAGCCACUUCUGUAUUUCUGAGAGCCCUUGAGCAGAAAGACCACUUUAAAAGCCAUUGAAUUGCUAACAGAAACCAUAGCAAACAUGUGAAACUUCCAUCAAGAGGACAACUUGAUCAAGGGUCUUCAAUGUUGGAAUUGUUCCAUCGGAACACAGAUGAAAUGUUUAAUGUUUCUUGGGUACAUUGAUACACGAUAACACAACUGUUCUACGAUAUUAGAUUCAAUGUUCAGAUCUGUUAAAGACAAGAAAGGGUGCUACACCAGAUGGGAAGUUCAUUUGCAGCUAUAUGUGGAGUAGUAGGAGGGGGGCUAACAGUUUUAGGCCUAGCCAUUUUUUUAGUCUGGUUUUUCAUGUUGCGGUGCAGAAAAUUGUCAAACAAAGAUUCGGAAACAGGCUCUUCAGAUCCAUCUGCAGUUGUGGAGUUGAAAAGAGGUCCAACUGCAGUUCCACCUCUACCCGGACCUUAUAAUAAAGCAAGGGAGUUCAGAAUCGAAGAGCUGGAGCAAGCCAGCAGGCAGUUCAAUGAGAACAACCUCAUAGGAUUUGGAACUUUCGGGCUAGUUUUUAAAGGAUUGCUCAAUGAUGGAACUGUUGUUGCCAUCAAAAGACGCAGUGGUCAUCCGCGACAAGAAUUUACUGAGGAGGUGGCUUAUCUCUCUGCAAUUCAGCACCGCAAUCUGGUUAAGCUUCUAGGCUCCUGUCAGGAAAAAGGAUCCCAGAUACUAGUUUUUGAGUACUUGCCCAACGGCAGCAUGUGUAGUCAUUUAUAUGACACUGGGAAAGAUUCAAUCACAAAGCUAGAAUUUAAGCAAAGGCUAUCCAUUGCAAUUGGAGCAGCUAAAGGUUUACGUCAUUUGCACAGCCUACAACCUCCAGUAGUUCACAGUAACUUUAAGACAGCUAAUGUCUUGGUUGAUGAGAAUUUCAUCGCAAAAGUUGCAGAUGCUGGGGUGUUAAAACUACUAGAGAAAAUUGAAGAUGCUGGUUCAUCCAGCUCAAGUUCCUUCAAUGCAUUCAGGGAUCCAGAGUUAGGACUACACGAGGCGUUCCAUGACACGAACGACAUAUACAGCUUUGGCAUAUUCCUUUUGGAGCUCAUAUCCGGAAAGGAGGCUACCGAAAAAGAGGCCUUCCUAUCAAAUGAUAGCAUACUUAAAUGGGUCCAAGAACAUCUAAGUUUGAACGAUUUAGUGGACUACCGCUUGAUCGGGAGCUUCACAGCAGAAGGAAUGAGGGAUCUUGUCAGGUUAAUGCUAAAAUGCAUGAGCUUCCCUGGGAGAGAGAGACCGAGAAUGGGAAAUGUAGUCUUGGAGCUUGAUCAGAUACUCGACAAGGAGAUGACACGGACGACAGUUAUGGGUGAAGGAAUGGCAACUGUCACUCUCGGGAGCCAACUGUUCACAUAAUGAGAGUGAGAAAGAUGAAGAAGAUAAGCAAAUAUUGAGGAGGCAUAAGUAGAAGUUAUAUCAUGGCUGUGUUAUAUAGUUUUCCCUCUACUUUUCCUUUUCCUGCUGGAAACAAGAGGGGAAGGAAAACAUAGAGUGGAGAUAAUGGAACAUACCUAAUCUGUAUAAAUUGUUUCUUCCAUUUUGCCACAAUUAGACCAGUUAUCAGCGAGCAUGAUUUAUGUCUAACAUAGGAUCCUAGUAAUAUGCUAUCAAGCCUUUUAGCUUCCUUUCUACUUUCCUCAAGACUUUGUUCAGGGUAAAAGAUUUCCAUAGCCCAAAAUGUAAGAAAGAAAAGACAGAUGCUAAUACACUUAUGUUCCAACAGCAAC